Malania oleifera is the source of this 1589-nucleotide messenger RNA. Its product is annotated as target of rapamycin complex subunit LST8-1. The record is from RefSeq and is a predicted model, not a curated record. Gene Ontology annotation, molecular function: protein binding. Bases 444 to 1394 code for a protein of 316 amino acids. Lineage: Eukaryota; Viridiplantae; Streptophyta; Magnoliopsida; Santalales; Ximeniaceae. Gene Ontology annotation, biological process: TOR signaling; regulation of actin cytoskeleton organization. Gene Ontology annotation, cellular component: TORC1 complex; TORC2 complex. The transcript is spliced from 11 exons.
CCGCAGAUAGCCCAUAUCAUCUCUCACUAUCCUUCCCUGGGGGAAGUUGGGUAUAGAAAGAAAUGGGGAAACCGACGGCGCUAGUUGGCUAAACCCUAAGCCACUGAUCUUCCAAACUGCGCUUUGAUUGCAGCAACAUCAUUUCUUUUGGGCGAGCACUGUUCGGCUGAGACUUCCUACCUCCUGCUGCUGCUGCUGCUGCUGCUGCUGCACGGCCAUGGUAGGUGCAAAGCUUCUAGCUUUCGGUGAUGCUUAGUGAACUUCUUUCUGGGCAGUCAGCUUGUUUAAGAUAAAACGUAAAGCAGGCGAUCUCCGACAUGGUGAUUGUUGUUAGCUCCCAUACGUUGGAUUGAAUUACUUGGUUCAUGUAGUAGACCCCUCCUGCAAGUCUUCGGGACACUCGCAAAACCAUCCAAGCUUCAGAUUUGGAGUGGGAGAUUUAGAUGACCCAGCCAAGGGUGAUUCUCGCAACAGCUAGCUAUGAUCACACAAUUCGGUUUUGGGAGGCCAAAAGUGGAAGGUGCUAUCGAACUAUCCAAUACCCAGAUUCGCAAGUUAAUCGGCUUGAGAUAACACCAGACAAACGGUACCUGGCAGCUGCUGGAAAUCCCCACAUUCGAUUGUUUGAUGUUAAUUCAAGCGGCCCUCAACCUGUGAUGAGUUAUGAUUCACAUACUAAUAAUGUUAUGGCAGUGGGGUUCCAGUGUGAUGGAAAUUGGAUGUAUUCAGGUUCUGAAGAUGGCACAGUAAAGAUUUGGGAUUUGAGGGCACCAGGCUGUCAAAGGGAAUACGAAAGCCGUGCAGCUGUGAACACUGUUGUUUUACAUCCAAAUCAGACUGAGCUGAUAUCAGGUGACCAAAAUGGUAAUAUUCGUGUAUGGGAUUUGACGGCAAAUUCAUGCAGCUGUGAAUUGGUACCAGAGGUGGAUACUGCCGUCAGGUCUUUAACAGUAAUGUGGGAUGGGAGCUUGGUGGUUGCUGCUAAUAAUCAUGGAACAUGUUAUGUUUGGCGUCUGUUGCGAGGGAAUCAGACUAUGACCAACUUUGAACCACUCCAUAAGCUACAAGCACAUAAUGGGUACAUCCUCAAGUGUCUUCUUUCGCCUGAGCUGUGUGAACCCCACAGAUACCUAGCCACCGCGUCUUCUGAUCAUACUGUGAAGAUAUGGAAUGUUGAUGGUUUCACCUUAGAGAAAACUUUAGUUGGACAUCAACGCUGGGUGUGGGAUUGCGUCUUCUCUGUUGAUGGUGCCUAUCUUAUUACAGCCUCCUCUGAUACAACUGCAAGACUAUGGACUAUGUCAACUGGUGAAGAUAUCAGGGUGUAUCAAGGGCAUCACAAAGCAACUGUUUGCUGUGCACUCCAUGAUGGUGCUGAACCUUCUCCUUGCUGAACCGUACAUUUUAUUUCUCCUUUUUCUGCGAUUUCACUUGUACAAAUGAAGAAAGUAUGCACAUUGUUGGAUGACCUAUCUUGUGGAAAAGGAACAAAAAUUGUAUAUUGUAUGGCUCUGAAUUGUGUUCUAACCUUUGGGCGUUCAUGGAAGGAAGCAUUCUGGUGUUUUAAGCCAAAAUGCAGAUUGUUGUCA